Molecule: messenger RNA, 1538 nt
Organism: Mesocricetus auratus (golden hamster)
Lineage: Eukaryota; Metazoa; Chordata; Mammalia; Rodentia; Cricetidae
Gene: Egfl7
Product: EGF like domain multiple 7
Exons: 9
Coding region: 347-1282 (311 amino acids)
Biological process (GO): anatomical structure development
Cellular component (GO): extracellular region; cell surface
Molecular function (GO): signaling receptor binding; calcium ion binding
Source: RefSeq, a predicted model, not a curated record
UCCUUCCUGAGGUGCAGCUGGCUCACACGCCUGGGCCUGCUGCCCCCCGGUCUCGUACUGUCCAAGGUGCCCAGGCAGGCCUCUGUCGGGACCUAGGUCUUCCCUCUCCUGGGGCUUCAGAGGCCAGACGCUCAGCGGUGAGGGGUCCAAGGAAAGUCCUGGGAGACCAGGGAGGCUCUCUGUUCAGUCCCUGCACCCUACCUGGCCUGUGGGAAGCCUCCGGCAGCAGCAAGACUCUGGCUGUUCCAGCUGCUCGUGAGAAUAGCUGCCACCAGUACCCAGGGCAUGACUAGAGGCCAGACCACAGGCCACCCAAAGAAGGCUACCCCACUUAGAUACGCAGACCAUGUGGGGCUCCCGUGAGCUGCUUGUGGCAUGGUGUCUAGUGUUGGCAGCAGGUGGCACUGAGCAUGUCUACAGGCCCAGCCGCAGAGUGUGUGCUGUGGAAGUUUCUGGAGGUCCCAACUUGGAGUCUUUUGUACAGCGUGUAUACCAGCCUUUCCUAACCACCUGUGAUGGUCACCGUGCCUGCAGCACUUACCGAACCAUCUACCGGACUGCCUAUCGCCGCAGCCCUGGGCCAACUCCCACCAGGCCUCACUAUGCCUGCUGCCCUGGUUGGAAGAGGACCAACGGACUUCCCGGGGCUUGUGGAGCAGCAAUAUGCCAGCCUCCAUGUGGGAAUGGAGGGAGCUGCGUCCGCCCAGGCCACUGCCGCUGCCCUGCGGGAUGGCAAGGAGAUACUUGCCAGAUAGAUGUGGACGAAUGCAGUACCGGAGAGGCCAGCUGUUCCCAGCGCUGCGUCAAUACUCUGGGCAGUUACUGGUGCGAGUGCUGGGAGGGGCAAAGCCUGUCUGUAGAUGGGAGGCGCUGCCUGCCCAAGGAGGGACCCUCCCUGGUGGCCCCCAAGCCCACAGCAGGAGUGGACAGCGUGACGAGGGAGGAGGUGCACAGGCUGCAGUCCCGGGUUGAUGUGCUGGAGCAGAAACUGCAGUUGGUGUUGGCUCCACUGCAUAGCCUGGCCUCUCGGGCUACAGAGCAUGGGCUACAAGACCCGGGCAGCCUGCUGGCCCACUCCUUCCAGCAGCUGGACCGCAUUGAUUCACUGAGUGAGCAGGUCUCCUUCUUGGAGGAGCAGCUAGGGUCCUGUGAGUGCCACCCACAAAGAUCCCGGGGAACCCAUGGGGUGGAUGGAACUACACCCCUGGGGAUGGGCAGAUUUGCAAGUUUUCACCCUCUUUCCUCUCCUGCUGUAGGCUCUUGCAAAAAAGAUCUGUUAUAGCAUCUCACCACCCAGGUUGGACUGAGCUGCCACCCCCACAUCCCUGCCAGCCAGAAUUCAGGUGCUAUCUGGUGGUGCCUGUGAGCAGAAAUCCCUGCUUGUCUGUCCCCUUUUCUCAGGUCCUAGGGUUUGGGCAUGGGGAGAGGGGUCUUGUGACUCUCCCAACAGGGCUUUCCAGGAAAGGUACGAGAGCGCCCUGUCCAGAGGUGAGGCGGGGAUUGUCCCCAUCUUUGUCAUAAUAAAGCUGGGACUUGAA